AAUUGUUAACUAUCCCUUUUUCUACAAAAUAUAAUUUUAUUGAAACUUUUAAUCAUAAUGCAUUUUUUGUGACCUAAUCAUUGUUGAACCAAUUUUAUUUUUAUUUUAUUAUCUUAUAAAGUUGUAUGUGAACAGUUUUAUUCAAUAUUAAUAUAGAGAGUAUAAGUUACUUUUUUUUUCAAUUUCUCUUUAUGUUAAUAUUAUUUCUAAAACUAUAGAAUGACAUUAAAUCGUUACCUAUUAUAUUUUUCUUAUAUUGGAACUAGAUUUCGUGGUGUACAAAGACAGCUAACAUAUGACAUUAAAUACAAUGAUGACCCAUCUUCUAUACAAGGAAUAAUUGAAUAUGCACUUAAACAACUAGAACCAAAAAAUCUUCCUAAAUUACACAUAUCUAGCCGUACUGACCAAGGUGUACAUGCAUUCAAAACUUCUGCACAUAUUGACUUGGAAUUUUCAUAUCCUUGCCCUCCAAAUAAGUUAGUUUUUCAAGUUAAUAAUUUUUUGAGAUCUGCAGAAGUUUCAAUCAAAUUAGUUGGUGCUCAAUAUGUUUCAAAUGAUUUUAAUGCAAGAGGGUGUGUUAAGUGGAGAAAAUAUUUGUAUCGAUUAGCAGUGUUAAAACCAGAAUAUAUAAAUUUAUAUUAUGAAAAAUUUGUAUUUCCAACUCCCAUUACUGAAGAAAAAAGAUGUUUUUUUAUCAAUUGUCCAGAUUUCAAUUUAGAUCUUAUGAAUGAUGUAAUCCCAUUAUUUAUUGGCACUAAAGAUUUCAAAACAUUUAUGGCUAAACCAAAACUGUUCAAAAAUACUGAAAUAAGUACAAUACGAACAUGGAACUCUCUUAAUAUUCUGCCAGGGAAAUCGUUUUACGCUUCAGAAUUUGACAAAUAUUAUAAUUACUUGGAUAUAUUUAUUGAUGCAAGGUCAUUUUUAUAUAAACAAGUUAGAAGAACCGUUGGGGUACUUAUAGGAGUUGCUCAAAAAAAGUUAUCAUACAAUGAUGUCUUGUACAUGUUUGACAAUCCAUCAAGCAAAAGUUGGAAUCCUAGAGUAUCAACUGCCCCUAGCCAUGGACUUUAUUUGUAUGAUAUUGGCUAUGAUGAAUUAGAUUUGAAAAUACCUGAUCACUUUUUAAAAGUUGAAUCAGAUUCUUGUGAAAUAUUGAAAGAAGAUACUUUGGACUUGAGAAAAGAAAUUAUUAAAGAACGUAUAAAAAAAAGAAGAGAAGAUUACAAUAAGCGUGUUUCUGUGUCUUUGGAAAUAAUAAAACAAAAUGAGCUUUUUAGAACAAAUAAAAAUUAA
Messenger RNA from Daktulosphaira vitifoliae (grape phylloxera), 1299 nucleotides. RefSeq names its product tRNA pseudouridine synthase-like 1. The transcript is spliced from 7 exons. Bases 220 to 1299 code for a protein of 359 amino acids. Gene Ontology annotation, biological process: tRNA pseudouridine synthesis. The record is from RefSeq and is a predicted model, not a curated record. NCBI's taxonomy places the organism in Eukaryota, Metazoa, Arthropoda, Insecta, Hemiptera, Phylloxeridae. Gene Ontology annotation, molecular function: pseudouridine synthase activity; RNA binding.